CGAGGAGACCGUGAAGGUAGCAUAAGGAUCAAGCUGGAGAGUAAAACUCGCUGCAACCGAUCAGAAACACCCAAGUCAACAACUCUACGCAAUGAUGGGACUUUUGUGUUUCAGUAACGGAGUAUAAAUGCGUAUUUUAUUUUUUGUUGAUCGAGUACGUGUUGGUGAACUACUCUGAGAUCGGUAUUAGUCGCGUGUUGUUUGCGCUCUAGUUAUAACAGAGUUCUGCUUUCAGUCGGAUGGAAGUGAGUGAGACAGGUCAGUUUUAAGACAGACAGGUCGGUUUAACAGCUCCCUCUGAGUAGAUUUAGUGUCUCUUCAGUUCAAUGUCCACAAUCAACUACGCUGAGGAGCUGGACUUCAGGCUUAUCUUUGAGGAAGACGGCAGACAGAUAGCAGGUUUUACUUCCUGGUUUUCUAACCGCUCUGUGGCACCCAGCUGGUUGUGGCGCGUAUCACCUCCUCCCUCUGUCUAUCUGCUCUCUUCAACACAUUGAGGGCUAUUUGUAAAGAAGCAUCGUGUUGAGCUACUGAGGCAGAUCACAGUUGUCGCUUUGAUGCCUUUUUUGCAUAUACCAUGCAAGGUCCAGAUCUUGAUGUGAGUACACCUCCUUCGUCUACGCAGGCUCUGGCUGAGCAGCCUAUCAGCCACGGGCUGCAGAGUCACCUGCCAUGUGUUCCCACUGCAGACGACUACCACUAUGUUGGCUACCAAUCUCAGGGCCCCCAUUACAGUGCCCAGGUGAACCCUAGAGCCUUUGACUGCCCCAGCAUCCAGAUCACAUCUAUUGCUCCUAACAGCCAUGUGGAGCCCAUUAGUAGCCAGGAGGUUUUGGCAGUGGGUGGGGCAGAGGGGGGGUUCUCUGAAGCCUCCUGGUCCAGAGACCAGCUGUAUCUGUCUCUGGACCCCUGCUACCGUGACCCAGCACUCUGCCCAAGCCCUUGCAGCAGUCUCUCCUCAAGAAGCUGGAUGUCCGACAUCUCCUCCUGCGAGUCCUUCUCACAUGUCUACGACGAUGUAGAGGGGGAACUGCUCGAUGCUGCUCGCCUUGCCCUCGGGUCCCCUCUUGGGUCACCUCUUGGGUCCCCAGGCUGUGGUGGUGGGGCCUUCGGGGUGGAGCUGUGGCAGCAGAAGUACCAGCAUCCUUCAGCCUUCAGCCCAGCACUGUCGCCACAUCAGUCGCCCCGUCAGUCGCCCCGUCAGUCACCUUGUCACUCCCCUCGCACCAGUGUCACAGAGGAAAACUGGUUGAACCGUCGGCCAACUUCCAGGCCGUCUUCUAGACCAACGUCCCCUUGUGGGAAGAGACGAUACUCCAGUGCUGACCCUCAUGCUCGCUCACCCUCACCUCACCACUCGCCCAGCCCCACUCCGGUCGCCUCUCCACGGGGCAGCGUGACAGAUGACACCUGGGUUGGAAGCCCUGCUGGCGCCCUCGGAUCCCUCCUGAUGUCUGGGUACCAGGAGCUAGAUGUCCCCUCCAAGACCAGGAAAACAUCUGGGAGCCAACUAGGUCUUGUUGCCAAUCAAGGAGACUCUGGUCUGGAGUCGUUCCAGGAUUCUCCUGGAGAUGAGGGACGAGAGCAAGAUGGCGUGGCUGAACUCUUUCUUCAAGUGCCCUCCCACUUCAGCUGGAACAAACCUAAACCUGGAAACCCUCCUUUGUUCAGGACCUCAUCACCCCCUCCACUGGACUGGCCUCUGCCUAGCCACUAUGAACCGUGUGCGCUGAAGCUUGAGGUCCAACCCAAGUCCUACCACAGGGCGCAUUAUGAGACGGAGGGCAGCCGAGGAGCCAUCAAGGCAGCUACAGGAGGGCAUCCUGUCAUAAAGUUAGAGGGGUACAGUGAACAGCCAGUCAGCGUACUGUUGUUCAUUGGGACUGCGGACGACCGAUACCUUCGUCCUCAUUCCUUCUACCAAGUCCACCGAGUGACGGGGAAGACCGUUACCACCAGCUGCCAGGAGAAAAUAAUGGGUGGCACCAAAGUCCUGGAGAUCCCUCUGCUUUCAGAAAACAACAUGUCAGCCAGCAUCGACUGCGCCGGAAUCCUGAAGCUGCGUAAUGCUGACAUUGAGCUGAAGAAAGGCGAGACAGAUAUCGGACGGAAGAACACAAGGGUGCGAGUUGUGUUCAGAGUUGCCAUCCCUCAGGCAGAUGGCCGAAUGCUGUGGCUGCAGACGGCAUCUAUUCCUGUUGAGUGUUCCCAGCGCUCAGGCCAGGAGGUUCCUCACUUAGAGAGCUUCAGUCCAGACAGCUGCUCUGUGGAAGGAGGAGAGGAGUUGCUCAUCACUGGAUCCAACAUCUCCACUCAGUCCAGGGUUGUUUUUAUGGAGAAAGGGUCAGAUGGACGGUCGCUGUGGGAAAUGGAUGCUAAAGUUGUAGCAGAAAAAAGCAGCGGAUCCAGCAUUGUGGUGGAGGUCCCUCCUUACAAUAAAAAGACAACCUGUCCGGUCCAAGUCCAGUUCUACAUCUCAAAUGGGAAGAGAAGAAGAAGUCUAACGCAGAGCUUCACCUACCUACCUGGAGUUAGACAUUACUUUCCUAUUGCUACUGGACUCAAACAGGAGCACUGGGAGCCAGACCGCAUCUCCCACAUUCCACCAGGCUUCUGUGCUCCUUCUUGCCAAGGACCCUCCCAUGACCGAGUGCUUGGCUCAGAUGUGCCUUAUUAUGAUUCUUGUGAGCUCCCGGCACAUUGUGGUCCUCUUCCACAGAGCACCACACGUCUCCACCAUCCUACCUCCUCGGUCCCUCUUCAGAACGCCUUAAUGUUCUCUCAGACCUCUUCCAUCCCUAUGCCCUCUGAGACCUCCUCAGUCCCUUCUCAGAUCUUGAGUCCUCUUCAAACCUCAGCGAUGUCUCUUCAAACCUUUACCAUCCAUCCUCAGACCACUGUCCCACCACAGCUCACCACAAAUCCUCCCCAGGUCUCUUCACUUCCUCUUCAGACCUUCACAAUCCCUCCAACAUCCGCUGGUGGAUCACGGAGGGAACUGUCUCCAUCUCUGAGUUCCAGGGGUACCUUUGAAACCCCCAGUGACUCCCAGAAGGACACUCUGCUUUCCAGCCCAGGAGAGGUACUCAGCAUCAAGCAGGAGCCAGAGGACCAGCCAAAUCUGGGAUCCUUGGGUCUUCAAGAGAUCACACUGGAUGAUGUGAAUGAGAUUAUCGACAGAGACAUCAGCAGUGUGGGCAGCAGCGACCAGCCCGACCAGUACCACCUAUACGACUGGGAGCACAAGUCCAGUGACACUGCCUUGCCGUUUUGUGGAGCUCCCCAGUAGUUCUGAUGCUUCCUCGUGAGAUGACUGCAGUGUUUCUACUACUGUUUGCAACAAAGUCACCAGAUGGUUAGGGCUGCACAAAGUGCUACAAUUUGACCUUAAAGUGCCUGAAAAUCAAAUCAGCUCCCUCUGUGGGCACGUUUUAUCAGGGUAUACGUCAGAUUACCGUUUCCCCGUCUGUCUCAGGAAUUUUAGAACGUAACUGACUCGUAUCUCACAAAUAAACCAAAGAUUUUUUAACUUUUCAUGACUGAAUAGGAGGAACUCUAAAAUGUGACAGAAGGGCUAUAAUUGGAUUUUCACACAAUCAGUAAUGCCAUUGCAGUGGCUAAAGUUCCUUGAGAAUAAGGAAAUUCUGUCAUUAUUUAUUGGCCAGUAAGUUAAAAGAUCUAUUUUUGAUAUUCUGGAUCUGAUUCAGUAAAAACUGAAGUCCUUCAGAUAAUCAUUUACAUUUUUAUAGUUUUGUUUUUCUCCGUACAGUUUACAUCUUUCGCUAAAUUAAUGCUGUUCAAUCUGAAAUGUUGUGCUGUGAAGCUUAAAACACUGAGUUUUUGAACUGUGUUGUAAGGCUGAAGUAAAAAGGAGGAUAUGUGUUUGUCCUGUGUCUGAAUGACUUCUUUAAUGGCUGAUUUGAAUCAGCUUAGGUUUCUAUUUGGAUUCAGCACUGCUUUUGGAGUAAAGAUGCCAACUGAAACAUC
This is a messenger RNA of Mugil cephalus (flathead mullet), 3987 nucleotides long. Its product is annotated as nuclear factor of activated T-cells, cytoplasmic 3-like. Gene Ontology annotation, molecular function: RNA polymerase II cis-regulatory region sequence-specific DNA binding; DNA-binding transcription factor activity, RNA polymerase II-specific; transcription factor binding. The record is from RefSeq and is a predicted model, not a curated record. Gene Ontology annotation, cellular component: transcription regulator complex. The transcript is spliced from 11 exons. Lineage: Eukaryota; Metazoa; Chordata; Actinopteri; Mugiliformes; Mugilidae. Gene Ontology annotation, biological process: regulation of transcription by RNA polymerase II; cytokine production; calcineurin-NFAT signaling cascade. Bases 578 to 3289 code for a protein of 903 amino acids.